CGAGAGACUUGUGAUCGACUCUCAUCAUGUCUCCAACACGCACCACGUCAAUAGUAGGCGGCUAAACCUUCCCCAGCUUGUUAGCUUUGGGUAGCAUACAAACAGUAUUGUCCUGCUUAUUAGAAACGCGGACCUGCUUUGAAAGGGGCCAACAAUGUAAUCGUUUAAUCAUUUUAAGGUGAAUAAUCAGCUCAUGUGCGUGUUUAAUGAACACAACUUGCUAAUGAUGAACUCCAUGUCAUCGGCCUUGCAUUCGGCUUCAAGCCCAGCAUGCAGAGCUCUACCCGGGGAGGGAAGUCAGGUCCAGCCCAAGGCUCCCCUGCUGCAGAUUCUUCGGGUAGCUGGAGCCCAGGAGGAGAUUUUCACUCUGAAGGAGGUAAUGCACUACCUUGGCCAGUACAUCAUUGUGAAGGAGUUAUAUGACAAACAGAGGCAACACAUUGUCCAUUGUCAAGAUGAUCCCCUUGGGGAGCUGCUGGAAGUGGAAAGCUUUUCUGUCAAAAGCCCCAGCCCUGUCUAUGAGAUGCUGAAGAGGAACUUGCUCAUUUUAAAUGGCUCGGACGCGGCAAAGAAUGUUUCAGUCGGCAAGGAUUCUAUGUCUCCAUGUGAAGAUCCCGGGCAGGUGUCCAGCAAGAUGUGUAGCUCUGGAGCUUCCUGCAGUGAUGCCAGUACCUGUGCCAUGCAGAAUUCGUCUCAACGAAGACCACGGGAUGAAGAGGACGACUCUUUAGAUGGGAUGCCGAGGUCAGCCUGUAAGCGGCCAAAGCUGGAUGUGAGUCUUGAAGAAUGGGACCUGUCUGGCCUGCCUUGGUGGUUUCUGGGUAAUCUGCGCAGUAAUUACACACGCAGGAGCAAUGGAUCCACAGAUAUCCACACAAAUCAACUUUUUUGUAAACAGGAGGAGGACACUGCUGUUGUGUCAGACACCACGGAUGACCUGUGGUUUCUGAAUGAGGCGGAGAGCGAGCAGGUUAGUGUGGAAAUGAAGGAAGCAGCACUUGAACAAGGCAGCGACUCAGAGUCUCCUCAGGAGGAAGAGGAGCAAGGGAGGGACAGCAAAGAGGACAAGGAGAUGCAGGAGGAGCUAGAUGAUGACUCGCAGUGUCUCAGUGAUGAUACAGACACCGAGAUCUCCACUCAGGAUGCCUGGCAGUGCUCAGAGUGCCGUAAGUUUAACUCUGCCACACAGCGCUACUGCAUGCGUUGCUGGGCACUCCGCAAGGACUGGUACAAGGACUGCACUCGACUAGCACACUCUGUUUCUGUCCCGGAACUCCCAGAUCCCAAAGACGAAGAUGAAGAUGAUGGCAUUGAUGUGCCUGACUGCCCGAGAACCGUUUCAGAUCCUGUCAUCCUGCCCUCGCAUUGGGUAUCCCGCGAUUUACCUGCCUCGCCCGCGUCCGGUAAGGGCAAAGCCCCACGACGGGUCCUCCAGUGUUCCCAGGAGAACCAAGAAGGGCGUGAAGUCAUGCUGGAACCCUGCAGGCUGUGCCGCGUCCGCCCACGUGACGGCAACAUUAUUCACGGGCACACGGCGCACAUGCUCACCUGCUUUCCCUGUGCACGCAAGCUACAUAAGUGCCACGCCCCUUGCCCUGGCUGUGGCCAGAUCAUCCAGAAAGUCAUCAAGAUGUUUGUAGCCUGACCGCUUAAGAAAUGGUUUGUAUAAAAAAAAAUUAAAAAAAAUACACGAAGGUAUAAAGCAUGCAGAGGGCCUAUACUAAUGAGCAAAUAGCAGGUUGCACGUGAAAGUGUACAUUCAAACAAAAAAAACAACAAAUCAGCUAUACAUUGUACAGAGUUUAUAGGUAACAACUGUUUAAUGGUCUGCAUGUAAAAUCCACAUGAUUAAGUUGUACAGAGAACUCCAUCUCAGUGUUGAAAGUGUAAAUUGUAAAUAGGUUAAUCCUGCGGCCUGCCGUGUGUGUAUAUACUGUACUGAGCAAGGUAGCCUCUGUCAUGAGUAUUCUAGUGAAGCUGACUCUGCAUUACAGAAGGAAAUGUACAUACUUCUAUUCCUGUGAUGGUACUUAUGUAAACUUGACACAAUACAUCAAGGAAACCAAACCUUGCAUUAAAAACAAAAAACUUGUACUUAAAUACAUGGAAGAUAUUUUGCACAGAUGCUUAGCCCUUGCCACCAAGACGUAAUGAGAAUUUACCAGGUGUUGGGAUUUAAGCUAAACAUCAUCUAAAUUAUUUAUUUAUGAACAUUAUCUCCCCAUUUCACGGGGUUGUCUCGUUUGCUCUCUAGUUAGUCGGGUCCCGCAUGUGAAUUGUGACCGAACCACGAUUGUUUUGCGCCAAGAGGUUUCAGAUCUCCGCACGGCUUUGGUGAAAAGUCCAUUCCUUUUUGCCGUCACCCUCAUCUCAAGUUGGAGUCUUGGCCAUGUCUAAGCAUCACUGAAGUGUGAACGUUGGGGAACAGAUGAUCUUUUUGUUUGCCAUUCUUGCCUUUCUAUUACACUGUGCCUUUAUGCCUUCUUUCCUGUCCACUGUCUCUUGUAGCCUGUGUCAUGAGCAUAAAGAGAAAUCCCCAGAAAGCUGGAUCAGUGUGAUCUAAAUGACUUGUUACAGAUUUUGCCAAAUGUUUUCUUUAGAAUUACAAUUUUGCUCCUGACAGUUGAAGCUUUAGUUGAAGUUGUUGCUGUUUUUUUAAGCUUGUUUUAGCACUUCUUUCCAUUGAGUUUCUGCCACACUUCCUUUUUCUCACAGAUGAGCAGUUCUUUAAAUUAUUUGUGCUGUUGCUUGUUUAUAAUUCUCUUAUUUGACUUGCAGUUUGUAGGAAAAAAAGAUUGUCUGCUCUGCCUAUUGAAUGCUUGAUUUGAUUGCUUAUCUCAAACUGCUAGAGAUUUUCUUGUCUGUAAUUUAUUCUGCCACCAGGGGGCGAUAGACGAUGAUGUUCUUAAACAACGCGUUGUUGUGGCUGUACAAGCACAUUUCCAUUAAGGGUCCUUGCACAUACUGUAAGAGAACUGAUUUUAGUUGUUUUUGCCACAUGGUAUUCAAGGUAACAUGUAUUUCAGCUGAAUUCACUGCCAUAAUUUUUGAAGUUUGUUUAUACGUUUUUGUUUUACUUGAGUUCUGCUUUUGAACACAUUUCAUGUUUAUGAGUAUAUUUUGAGUUUAAUAAAUAGUGCUACUAAUUAAUAAACUAGGUAUCUCUUUAA
Messenger RNA from Tachysurus fulvidraco (yellow catfish), 3170 nucleotides. It is a transcript of the gene mdm4, whose product is annotated as MDM4 regulator of p53. Bases 194 to 1645 code for a protein of 483 amino acids. The record is from RefSeq and is a predicted model, not a curated record. Gene Ontology annotation, biological process: regulation of cell cycle; negative regulation of apoptotic process; protein ubiquitination. The transcript is spliced from 13 exons. Gene Ontology annotation, molecular function: ubiquitin-protein transferase activity. Lineage: Eukaryota; Metazoa; Chordata; Actinopteri; Siluriformes; Bagridae. Gene Ontology annotation, cellular component: nucleus.